CGUGGACCGAUGCGAGCCGCGCUUCUCGUGCUUAUUAAAUUCCUCGGCGACGUUGGGCUCUCAUUUCCGCCCUAAUAAAUUAUCCCGCUUGCUUCCUCCGCCAGUGAAGAGGAGGAGCGAGAGGGUUUCGCUAGUGCACCGACGGUCGAAUGAGAUUUCAGAGAUGGCGUGCUAGCAACGGUGACUUGGUUUUUGACUGGGAGAAGACUCUUUGCUCCGCGGAGAAGCUUCCAUUUGAUCUUGCACACACUAAAACGAGUCAACAAAACGUGAGCGCCCAGAAGCCAGGGGAGUUCCUGGCGAAGGUCUUCCGAUGCUCAAGUCAGUACAAAUUCUGGACGGGUGAAUGAAGAACAGUAGAGAACGUUCACGCGAGAGUAAGCUUGAGAUGUUGAAAAAAUGUACUUUGCCAACGGAGAUGACCCCUUUAUAUACCACAUUUCAUAAUUUUUGUAAUCAUGAGAUGACAAAGAAUGUCAGAGGUUGUUGGGUAAUGGGUAGUGUACAACCUGUCCAAUAAUUGUUCGAGAAAUCUUCCAUUACCCACAUGUGUAUCUCUUUUGUCAUUUAUAACUUAUGCCAUUGAUGAGGCAAUUAAAGGAAUAUGUUGUUAUAAGUGGUCGCUGAUGAGAAACAUGAUAAUCCUCGAGGAAGGUUCAAAAAAAAUAUUCUCUAACAUAUGGUUGUUAUUCUGACAAGUUGUUAGGAUUCUCUAAUCAUGUUGUCUGCUAGGUAUAUUUCGAUCGACCUAUAAGGUCAACCGUCUUUAUGCCUGCCCUUGCAUUAAGCUGCUUGACUUUGUACUAAAUGGCGUUAGCAAUCUAUUCGGAGAAUAAUAUAAUGCCUUGGUCAUGCUGGAAAUCCAUUUGAGAAGCAAUAUGAUAACCUAUACGUGUUGAAAAUCCAUCCAGGAAGUAAUAUGAAGCUAAGUGCCUAAGAACCGGUCGUCCUUUUAUCCGGCCAGGUGUGUAAGUGCCUCAAGUUUGGGUUAUAGGGCCACCAAAACUCGUCCGAUUAUAUUAUUGAACGGAUACACAGGCAUAUUGUCAUAUGAAAACCCAGUAAUAGGGUCGACCGGUUGUGCAUAGAGAGGCUCGUACAAAGUAAGGAGUCUUGACCUUUCCCUCGACCAGACCUAUGGUCGAUCGAUUGUGUGGUGGGUCGGACAUCUCUUAAACUCGGUUGGCUAUUACAUGACCAGACAUGCUAGCUUCCCAAUUCAAGAGUAAAACAUCAUACCCCCUAUGUCCGAUCGACUUAAGGGUCGAACGGUCCUAUUCCGAACGACUUGUAAUCCGGUCGGGUUGGCCUUGCAAGUUUUAGUGCUAGGUGAAUAACAAAGCCGAUUGGAGAAUACUUCUUUCUCUUGACUUUGACCAUCACGUCACUUUAAACUUUGAUCUCAACAUCAUCUUCUGUGUCUGCUCGUUACAUCCCAUAUUACUAACCUCUCGUCUAGUCGAAGGAGGUGUAGCCGACUGAUUGGAACCAAGUCCGAUUUUUGUCCGUUCACCCCUUUGACUAGGGUCGUUCGGAGAUUCGUGUUUUCAUUUGCGCCUGGGUACUUAGUGAUAUUUUUUAAAAAUUGUCUGUCAACGGUCAUCUAUUUAGACGAGAGUACCGAGAAUGCGCGGAGAGGCGCUUUGGUUGUAUAAUGAUGCAGUUGUCACCUCCAUCAUAAAUGCUCUUUUAUGGGCGAAUGUCACGUGGCUCCACUCCUCGUUCUUUGAAAUGUCAUCUAACGCAUGCUUCUUCGUAUGGAUCAAUGACACCUCUCUCCUACAAAUCAACGAUCCUCUGUGUCUGCUAUUUUGAUCUAACGACUGUAAUGGCUAUAAUCAGGUUGUAAUCUACAAAAACCCUAAACGACACCAACUCCUAACACUUUGCGCUUCGUCUUCCCUGCUCUUCAUCCUCGGCGAUUUUCCUUUGCAAACCUCUUCGUUUUCAUGCCCUAAGUGAUCUAGUAAGUUGCUUGUUCCCUUUUUUAUCUACGUUCUCCCAUGGCUCAAAAAUCUUUCACUUUCUGGUAUACUCUUACUUGCUUAGACUUUGAUAACUCUGAUAGAGUUUCCAUCCACCUUCGGUUUGAAAUCCCGAAGAGUUACCAUAUUGUUAUUCUUGCCCUGGACGCUCGUCCUCAUCGUCCUCCUUCUAACCAUAUUACUUUCUUUAAGGAUCUGUUAGCGGCCGACCUACGUUUUCUCGUACCUCUGUUUAUGUUGGAGGCGAGUCGAUAUUUCAAUAUUCCUCUAUAACAGUUUGCCCUAAAUGCAUUUCGCACUAUGUGCAACAUGUUCAUGCUAUUUCACUUGUAUGGCAUUCCUCCGAUUCACAAUCUUUAUUUGUUCUCUUACCCUAAGAAAUUAGAGCCCAUGGUCUUCCUUUUUCAAUCUAGCCUGAUGGCGGUUUUCUUCGAGGACAUGCUUUCCUCGAACAAUGGUUGGAAAUCUCGGUUUAUCUUUAUUGAGAUGCCUGAGCCAGUCACCUGGUCAACCGAAUUGCAAUCUUCCCUUCCUCCGCUAAGUGCGACCUAGCCUUUAUUUCAUAUGCCACUAAGCCGAGCGGCCAAUGCUUUAAAAUCCACAAGUGGCUACGUGAAGGCUUAUUUUACUUGUUUGGCUUGAGCCACAUUCGGACAAAGUUGUCAUGCUCUUUUCGUAAGUUUUGGUAACUUGGUCAUUAUGUUAUUACUAACUAAGAUAUUUCUUAUUUUAUGCAGUGAAUGUCAUUUUUGAAUCUCUGGUCGUUGACGAGAUUAAUUUGGGGGAAGAGCUCUUUGCUCAGGAGUGGGCACUGUUAGCUGAGUGGGCUUCCCAACCAGCCAUCCCUUCCAGCGGGGCUUCUGGCAGCCGGACGACUAAAUCCACCACGGCCAUUGCUUUUGGAGAGUUAUCUCCUUAUCCUCUCUCGAUGUCAGAUGGUUCCCCUUUGGAGGCGGAGGUCAUCCCAAAAAGGAGAUGUAAAAGGCGUAAGCUCGUUCAUACCCAAGGCCCUAAAGGACGAGCGCCCCCCGUUGAAACACCUUCUUAGCCUUUAUCUCCAACCCGGGAAGAGCCCGUUCAGGAAGAGACGCAAGCACAAUCCUUUGAGCAGACUUUGUUCGCCCUCUCCCUUGUCAGUUCAACGUCGGAAAUCACUCGCACAAGAGGUCACUUCCUCGCCGGGCAGCUCUCCAACUCUUGCCCUUCUCAUGUCUCCUCGUCCGAGGACUCUCUCGACCUCCACCCUUGCUGCGCCAAGGAGGCCUUAUCAGUUCUCAACCACCCUUGAUGUACUGUCCAACCAGGCCAUAACUUCUCCAUCGACUGCCCUCCCUAUGAUUGGCCAAAUAUUUCCGAGGGGUUGUUUAACGGAGGUCUCGGAGGUAGCAAGGAACCUGCUGAGCGAGCUUACUCCCGCGGAAUUAGCCGAUGAGUAUUUAUACAAACUAACCAUGCAAUGGGCGACAUGGAUGGGCUUAAUGCAGAAAUUGUCAGCUCUGGCCCAGAACAAUGCAUCCUUGAAGCAGCGCGUUUCUGAGGCUGCUACUGUGCACGCCCCCAAUCGGCUGAGCGAGCUAGAGACUCGGCUUCACAAAGCUCAAGGAUUGGCCAAAAUCGAGCUCGAGAAAGUGGCCAAACUAAAGACUGCCUUGGAGACUUCUGAAACCCAACUCUGCUUGGAAGUAACUCGCCGAGCGAAAAUGAGAGCGGAUUUAGACGAAAAAACUGUAGAGGUCGAGCAUCUUUCCGCUCAGAUGAAGGAACUAAAAACUAUACAUGUCUCUGAGUUGGCUAUUAAAGAAUCUGAGCUAGUGGCUCAAAAAACUGAGUGGGAUUCUCUACGUUCGGACUUAGACCGCCCAGACUAUUCUAUCUACUAAAGAAACCGAGCUGGCGAAUCUCUGCUGAAUUAACAGUUGCCUAGGCGGCGUUGGAUGCCUACCAAGCGGGAGAAUGCGAGCGAUUUGAAAUAUGGAAAAAAGCUCUCCUCCAAUCACAUGAUUUCAAUGCAUCGAUUGCUAGCUCUAUCAAUAAAGCUCUUCUUCUCGGAGCUGAUGGUGUCGUGGAACAACUAAAGGAGGGAGGGUAUCCGGCUUCCGAAUCCCCUACUCACUUCGCAAGAGAUUGCUCUAAAAUCGCUCGCGUGGCUUAUUUUCUAAUUUACUGUGAUUUGCCUUGUCUUCCUUUCAUCUUUUAGUUAAUGAACAAGAACUCAAUGCUUGUGUCCGCUGUACAGUUAAGUGUCUAUUGAAUUAGUCAUUUGUCUUCA
Zingiber officinale is the source of this 4254-nucleotide messenger RNA. RefSeq lists its product as uncharacterized. The record is from RefSeq and is a predicted model, not a curated record. The coding region runs from base 2921 to 3865 and encodes 314 amino acids. The transcript has 3 exons. Lineage: Eukaryota; Viridiplantae; Streptophyta; Magnoliopsida; Zingiberales; Zingiberaceae.